AUGACUCACCCUCCUACUAAAUCGACAAAAUAUGACGGCAUCCCACCCGAUAAUUUCAGCAUAGGGCAUGGUGUUUUGGAAGAUGAACUUGCAACGAAGAAAGAUGAUGAUGACGAUGAUGCGAUUCUUCGGGCAAAUGGCCACGAAGCCGCCAUGCCUCGUCAAUUCGACUGGGUUUCGGCACUUGGCCUUGGGUUUUCAAUUACGAAUUCUUGGAUUGGAUAUUUGAGCUGCUUUGGUCAAGGAUUGAUUUAUGGAGGUCCACAGACAUGCAUUUUCAGCCUACUAGUUGCGUUCUUCGCCCAGUGCGCUGUCGCUAUCGGGCUAGGAGAGCUAGCUUCCGCCUAUCCGUCAAGUGGGGGACAAUACCAUUUCUGUUAUAUCCUCAGUCCUGCAAAGACAAGAAAUUAUGCCGCGUACACUGUUGGUUGGAUAUCGAUGCUUGCCUGGUGGAUUGUGUCAUGCUCGGGUAUCUCUCUCGGAGCCGCAGUUCUCAACGGUAUCGUGGCUUUUUGCUAUCCUAGCUAUGCUGGAAACCAAUGGCAAACAUAUUGUAUAUAUGUGGCUGUUUCCACAAUGACCAUGAUUCCGGUUUUCUUCUCUGCUAAAAUGCAUGCUAUGGCUCAGUUGUCUCUCUAUCUUUCAUUGGCUGGCUAUCUAAUAUUCUUCAUUGUUGCACUCGUGAUGCACAAGAGUCGGAUGCCGACUUCCUUCUUGGUAGAGUCUGGACUGGGAAACAGUGGUUGGAGUCCGGGCACAGCAUGGCUACUCAGUAUCAGCAAUUCCAUGUACGCCUUUGGCGGUAUUGAUGGAGUCAUCCAUAUCUCCGAGGAGAUGCCUAGGCCAGGAAAACGCAUUCCUCAACUCAUGAUCUUGACUAUGCUCAUUGGCCUUUUUACUGCAUUCUCUCUUUUUGUUGUUCUCAUGGUAUUUCAAGUUGAUAUGGAUGCCGUACGGACUGCAACACUUCCAAGUCUUGAGUUAAUCUAUCAAGUAACCGGAAGUCGAAAAGUCACUCUUGGUCUCUUUAUCCUCUUAUUCGUGAUCUACACUUCAUGUCUCCCAUCUCAGUGGGUGACCGCCGGACGCAUUGCAUGGGCAUUUGCCCGAGAUAAUGGGGUGCCUUUCGCGAACUUCUUCUCUCGUGUUCAUCCCAAAUUGCAGUUUCCACUCAAUGCAACAAUAGCCGCAUACAUCUUUACUUGUAUUUAUGGGCUUCUUUAUUUGGCAUCAACAACGGCUUUCAAUUCAAUUAUCACAUCGGCUGUCCUCUUCUUGAACAUCUCAUACACGGUACCUCAAAGCAUCUUGCUGGUUCGUGGCCGCAAUGUUCUGCCUCGUCGGCCCUUCAAUCUUGGCCGGUUGGGAUUAUUUUGCAACAUAUUUUCGACCCUUUGGAUCGUUCUGCUAGGUGUAUUGAUUUGUAUGCCUCCAAACCUUCCUGUCUCGCUCAAAUCCAUGAACUAUACCCCUGUGAUUUUGGUGGGAGUUUUUGUUAUCAUCAACUCAAUUUGGCUUUUCUCUGGCAGGGCCUCUUUUGAAGGGCCACGUAUCGAUUGGGAGGCGAUGAAGCAAGCUGAGCAGGAUUGA
Molecule: messenger RNA, 1590 nt
Organism: Penicillium waksmanii
Lineage: Eukaryota; Fungi; Ascomycota; Eurotiomycetes; Eurotiales; Aspergillaceae
Exons: 9
Coding region: 1-1590 (529 amino acids)
Biological process (GO): transmembrane transport
Cellular component (GO): membrane
Molecular function (GO): transmembrane transporter activity
Source: RefSeq, a predicted model, not a curated record